ACCCUUUCCAGAACAUAUACAAACUGUGCUCAAACUUGAAGGUUGUGGGGCGAACUUCAUCGACACCAAACUGCCAUAUUCUCGUCGAGCAAAAAAACCGGCGAAUACCAAGUUUCGUAGCGAUGUCCUUUGUCGAUCAAUUCAUGGCUUCAUAUGGGAGAGCUUGGUCCCAUAUCUCGGGGGCCGAUGACCAGAACUCGAUGCGCAGAAUUCCCGAGAGCGAUAUCUUCCCCGCUACCAUUAUCCGCCUUGGUACAACGGCCGAAGGCCCUGGCGUGGAAAAGUGCAGAGGCUCCAUCCAUCCGAGCACAGACAACAUAUCUGAUGCGGCUGUUUAUCUUUUGACGUUUGCAGAGUAUAGCUUGGAGCGAACAAAAGAUGAAUGCGUGAAGUUGUAUGGAGACGGAGAUGAAGAGAAGGAGAACAGUAUCCGCAAUGGCUGGUCCGUACAAAUGAUUGGCAUGCGCAUGUGGGAUGUUGUCGACGGGCUGCGGGGAGUUGAUAGGUCCGGUUCGUAUGGUCCUCGGAUACGCGACGUUAUCAAAAUCAUAAGGGAGGAGGGCGGGGCUGAAGUAGAAGCCUCUAGAAUUGAGGAGCGAAUUUUCGGCGUGCUCAACGAAGCGUGAGAGGAAGAGAGCUAGAUUACCACUUGCUCCAUCGACGGACUUGCUGAGAGAAAGAGGGAAUGCGGAACGCUGCUAGAUACCGGGUUGAUUAUUUAUUUCAAGGAUUUUUUUUUAAGUCCAACUUCAGUGUAUAUCAGUCUAUCCUUAAAUAUAUCAAGUAUACCUGACCAAUGUCAUGGAUUUUUUCC
Molecule: messenger RNA, 814 nt
Organism: Histoplasma capsulatum G186AR
Lineage: Eukaryota; Fungi; Ascomycota; Eurotiomycetes; Onygenales; Ajellomycetaceae
Exons: 1
Coding region: 123-626 (167 amino acids)
Source: RefSeq, a predicted model, not a curated record